This is a messenger RNA of Esox lucius (northern pike), 3906 nucleotides long. Its product is annotated as NACHT, LRR and PYD domains-containing protein 12-like. The transcript is spliced from 15 exons. The record is from RefSeq and is a predicted model, not a curated record. Lineage: Eukaryota; Metazoa; Chordata; Actinopteri; Esociformes; Esocidae. Bases 39 to 3671 code for a protein of 1210 amino acids. Gene Ontology annotation, molecular function: protein binding.
GUAUAAUCAGAGUGUGAGAAGAGGGGACUGCCUCUAAAAUGAGUCUUACUGGGGAGAGGGAGUUUGAGGGCUCUGCCCCUAAAAUCUAUAUUUUUGGUGAACAUGACACCACAGCUAAAAGGGUAAAACGGCAGAAGAGACCAGCCUCCCCUGUGCCCAGUUGUGUGUCCAUGAAGAGUGACUGGUCUAUGGGUCAACCUUUGAACUUCAAAACAGGAGAUUCAGGAGACCAACAGGAGAGAUCAGAGUCUGAGAUUCUCAUUGGUGAAUCUGUCCAGAGUCAAACAGACCUGUCUUCUAUAUUCAGUUUACUUGAACAGAAUAUCAUGAUAUUUGUGAAGAAAGAGUUAAAGAGGUUUAAGACAAUGCUGAGUUCAGAUCUCACAGAAGGAUUUAAGAGUCAGAGGGAGGAUGAGGAAGGUGUGGACCCUGAAGAUGAGAAGCAGGAGAGCAGUGCCAAAGAGGGGGCUCUGAAGAUCACACUGCAUGUCCUGAGGAACAUGAACCAGAAGGAUCUUGCUGACACACUGGAGAAAAAUGAGCUUGCUGUGAUUUACCAACAUGAUCUCAAAUCUAACCUGAAGAAGAAGUGUCAGUGCUUAUUUGAGGGUAUCGCUAAACAAGGGAACCCAACACUUCUCAAUAAGAUCUACACAGAGCUCUACAUCACAGAGGGUGGAAGUGGAGGAGUCAAUAAUGAACAUGAGGUGAGACAGAUUGAGACAACAACCAGGAAACAAGCAAGACCAGAGACAGCAAUCAAAUGUAAUGACAUCUUCAAACCCAUACCUGGACAAGACAAACCUAUCAGAACUGUGCUGACAAAGGGUGUUGCUGGAAUUGGAAAAACUGUCUCUGUGCAAAAGUUCAUUCUGGACUGGGCUGAAGGAAAAGCCAAUCAGGAUGUCCAAUUUGUAUUUUCGCUGCCUUUUAGGGAGUUGAAUUUAAUGAAAGGGGAUCAUCUCAGUUUGAUCCAACUCAUCAAUCAUUUCUCAGUUGAAACCAAAAAAGCAAGAAUCACUAACUACAACAAAUACAAAGUUCUGUUCAUUUUUGAUGGUCUGGAUGAGUGCCGACUGCCCCUUGACUUCAAGAACAACAAGAGCUGUUGUGAUGUGACAGAGUCAACCUCAGUGGAUGUGCUGAUGACAAACCUCAUCAAGGGAAAUCUGCUUCCCUCUGCUCUCCUCUGGAUAACUACCAGACCUGCAGCAGCCAAUCAGAUCCUUUCAGAGUGUGUUGACCAGGUGACAGAGGUGAGAGGGUUCAAUGACCCACAGAAAGAGGAGUACUUCAGGAAGAGAUUCAGUGAUGAGGACCUGGCCAGCAGAAUCAUCUCACACAUAAAGACAUCAAGGAGCCUCCACAUCAUGUGUCACAUACCAGUCUUCUGUUGGAUCGUUGCUACAAUCCUUGAGUACAUGUUGACUACAGAUGAUAAAGUAGAGCUGCCCAAGACCCUAACAGACAUGUACUCACACUUCCUUGUGUUUCAGUCCACACACAGGAAUGUAAAGUAUGAUGGGAAAAAAGAGACCGAUCCACACUGGAAUAAAGAGAACAUUCUGACACUGGGAAAACUGGCUUUUAACCAGCUACAGAAAGGCAAUCUGAUAUUCUAUGAAGACGACCUGAAAGAGUGUGGCAUUGAUAUUAGUGAAGCAUUAGUGUACUCAGGAGUCUGUACACAGAUCUUUAAAGAGGAAUGUGGGCUGAACCAGGACAAGGUGUUCUGCUUUGUCCAUCUGAGUAUUCAGGAGUUUCUAGCUGCUGUCUAUGUGUUUCUAACAUUCAAAAACAGCAAUAAGAAUCUAUUGGAUGAACAACAAUCAACUUUCAUAACACGUCUCCUCUGGACAAUACCUGAAAUAGAUUUUCACAGGACUGCUGUGGAUAAAUCCUUCCAGAGUAAGACUGGACACCUGGACCUUUUCCUUCGCUUCCUUCUGGGUCUCUCACUGGAGUCAAAUCAGAACCAUUUACGAGGUCUACUGACAAAGACCAGAAGCAGUUCAAAGAGCCAUAAAGAAACAGUCAAGUACAUCAAGGAGAAGAUCAGGGAGAAUCCCUCUUCAGAGAAGUGCAUCAAUCUGUUCCACUGUCUGAAUGAACUGAAUGACCAUUCUCUAGUGGAGGAGAUCCAAAGAUACCUGAGUUCAGGAAGUCUCUCCAGAGAAGAACUGUCACCUGCACAGUGGUCAGCUCUGGUCUUUGUGUUACUGACUUCAGAAGAGGAGAUUGAUGUGUUUGACCUGAAGAAAUACUUCACAUCAGAGAAAGGUCUUCUGGGGUUGUUGCCAGUGAUCCAAACCUGCAGAACUGCUCUAUUGUCAGGUUGUGGAAUCACUGAGAAAGGCUGUGCUUCUCUGGUCUCAGCUCUGAAGUCAAACCCCUCACACCUGAAAGAACUGGAUCUGAGUAACAAUCAGCCAGAGGAUUCAGGAGUGAUUGUGAUCUCUGCUUUGAUGGAGGAUCCACAAUGUAGACUGGAGACUCUGAGACUGUCAGGUUGUGGAAUCACAAAGAAAGGCUGUGCUUCUCUGGUCUCAGCUCUGAAGUCAAACCCCUCACACCUGAAAGAACUGGAUCUGAGUAACAAUCAGCCAGAGGAUUUAGGAGUGAAGAAACUCUCUGCUUUGAUGGAGGAUCCACAAUGUAGACUGGAGACUCUGAGACUGUCAGGUUGUGGAAUCACAAAGGAAGGCUGUGCUUCUCUGGUCUCAGCUCUGAAGUCAAACCCCUCACACCUGAAAGAACUGGAUCUGAGUAACAAUCAGCCAGAGGAUUUAGGAGUGAAGAAACUCUCUGCUUUGAUGGAGGAUCCACAAUGUAGACUGGAGACUCUGAGACUGUCAGGUUGUGGAAUCACAAAGAAAGGCUGUGCUUCUCUGGUCUCAGCUCUGAAGUCAAACCCCUCACACCUGAAAGAACUGGAUCUGAGUAACAAUCAGCCAGAGGAUUCAGGAGUGAAGAAACUCUCUGCUUUGAUGGAGGAUCCACAAUGUAGACUGGAGACUCUGAGACUGUCAGGUUGUAGAAUCACUGAGAAAGGCUGUGCUUCACUGGUCUCAGCUCUGAAGUCAAACCCCUCACACCUGAAAGAACUGGAUCUGAGCUACAAUCAGCCAGAGGAUUCAGGAGUGAAGAAACUCUCUGCUUUGAUGGAGGAUCCACAAUGUAGACUGGAGACUCUGAGACUGUCAGGUUGUGGAAUCACUGAGGAAGGCUGUGCUUCUCUGGUCUCAGCUCUGAAGUCAAACCCCUCACACCUGAAAGAACUGGAUCUGAGUAACAAUCAGCCAGAGGAUUCAGGAGUGAAGAAACUCUCUGCUUUGAUGGAGGAUCCACAAUGUAGACUGGAGACUCUGAGGCUGUCAGGCUGUCUGGUCACAGAGCAAGGCUGUUCUUCUCUGGUCUCAGCUCUGAUGUCAAACCCCUCACACCUGAAAGAACUGGAUCUGAGCUACAAUCAUCCAGGAGACUUGGGAGUCAGACUGCUCUCUGCUGGACUGGAGGAUCCACACUGGAGACUGGAGAAACUCAAUAUGGAUCAUGGUGGAGAGUGGAGGUUGAAAUCAGGACUAAAGAAAUAUAUCUGUGAUCUCACACUGGACCCAAACACAGUACACAGAAACCUCUCUCUGUCUGAGGAGAACAGAAAGAUGCUGUAAAUACUUUACUAAACACAGACCACCAAAGCCAUUGGAUUGAUGUGACAGUUGACCGUCCAACAACAGAAACUUAGUGAACCUCCUCCUGUUAACUGAUCUACUAACCAUGAAGAAAGAGAACCAUGUAGCACACCAGGUGAACAGAACCUGAUAGAAACAUGGAUAGAAAACACACACACAUCUUCUCCUGUGUUUCAGGGUGUCUCUGUCCCCUCUGAUCCAGUGUCUCCUCUCU